UACCACACAAUCGAUACGAAUUUAAAUGGACUUUAAAUCACUUUUUAAACUAACAAAUCGCCAAAUAAUCUUGUUCUUGUUUAGUUGACUAUUGUUAUGAUUCAUUUCGAAGAUGUUGAUACUAUGGAAGUAUUGCAAGCGUGUCGCUGCUGCCUGCUACGACCGCCAGACAAGGGUCUCAAAACUCUGUACACGCAUCUCGGCAAAACUGAGAUAUAUUCUGAUAUGCUCACCGAUUGCUUCGAUGUAGAUCUUACCCUAGGCAAUGAUGAUUGUGGCAUCUGUGAGAUGUGUGUGUGCCGUCUCCGGAGUGUGAGUGACUUCAAAAAGCAAGUGAAGCGCAGCCAGAAAGAGCUGCGGGUUUGCAUGGAAAAAAUAUUGCAAAGAAAAAACGAAAAAGCCCUCAAGUGUGAGAUGUCUCAUGAAGACACGUCAACUGAUGAAGCUAUGCUACGAGAUGAGCCCUCUGUUAAGAUGGAGAGGUGUGAUGACCGAGAAAGCGAUGGUGACUUAGCAUUACGACUGUUGGACCGUUCAACGACUGAUCCCGACGCCAUCCGUGAAAAGCAUACAUGCCACAUUUGCGAACAAACGUUAAAUCAAGAAGGUUCCCUCGAAACCCACGCGCAUGGCCAGGAAACUGACUCUAUGAAUGAAACACAAGACACUACGGAAUAUAACAAAGUGGAUAAUUUAUACUCAUGUGACAUAUGCAAAAAAGAGUUCAAACAUCAAGGAUACUUAAACACUCACCUAAAAUGUCAUACGGACAAUUAUCGAUACUCCUGUGAAAUUUGCAACAAGAAAUUCACACUCAAAUCACGUUACGACAUUCAUAAAGUCACCCACACAGGUGAAAAACGUUAUAAAUGUGAUGUAUGUAACAGACGGUACACACAAAAAUGUACAUUAAACGCUCAUUUGAAAUACCAUACAGGGGACUACCGGUUCUCAUGCGAAGUAUGCGGUAAAAGAUUUACCCAAAAAGCUUACUUGAUUAAACAUAUGCGUGUCCACACUGGUGAAAAACCAUAUUCUUGUAAAGUCUGCCAAAAACAGUUUUCACAAGAAGGUAACUUAAAAACACACUCACUUAUACAUUCUGAAAGUAACACGUCAUACUCUUGCGAUAUAUGCAAUAAAGAAUUUAAACUAAAAUCGACUUUAAAGAAACAUUUACUGACCCAUUCUGGUGAUAAAUUAUUCAGUUGCGAAAUAUGUGGGAAACAAUUUCUACGUAAAAGCGAACUGUCUAGACAUAUGAAUGGACAUAUGGGUGUGAAGCCACAUUUCUGUGAAAUCUGCAACAAAGGUUUUACAUUAAAAAGUAACUUGAAAGCUCAUAAGCUAACGCACACUGGUGAGAAGUCCUUCUUGUGUGAUAUAUGCCACAAACCAUUUCGAACUAGAACACAUCUAAAAAGCCACAUGCUGAUACAUACUGGGCAAAAAUUACAUGCUUGUGAAGUGUGUAAUAAGCAAUUUACACAUAAAUCUGCUUUAAAUCUUCAUAGUAGACUUCACAGCGGGGUAAAGCCAUACACAUGCGAAGUCUGUAAAAAGGAAUUUAGAAUACUUUCUGGAUUAAAGUUACACAGUCGUGUCCAUACUGGUGAAAAGCCAUUCAAGUGCGAAAUCUGCAAUAAAACAUUUGCCCAUCCAUCAAGCUUUAGAAAACAUAAGCGUAUACAUAGAGAGAAAACAUAUCCUUGGUGAUAUUAGAAAAGUGAUUAUGGACUGAUUAUAUGAGAGCCCAAGAUGGCCAAACCCUGUUAAAAUAAUGCUGGCC
Cydia splendana is the source of this 1789-nucleotide messenger RNA. RefSeq names its product zinc finger protein OZF-like. The coding region runs from base 97 to 1716 and encodes 539 amino acids. Gene Ontology annotation, cellular component: nucleus. Gene Ontology annotation, biological process: regulation of transcription by RNA polymerase II. The record is from RefSeq and is a predicted model, not a curated record. The transcript is spliced from 5 exons. Gene Ontology annotation, molecular function: DNA-binding transcription factor activity, RNA polymerase II-specific; zinc ion binding; RNA polymerase II transcription regulatory region sequence-specific DNA binding. NCBI's taxonomy places the organism in Eukaryota, Metazoa, Arthropoda, Insecta, Lepidoptera, Tortricidae.